Molecule: messenger RNA, 3296 nt
Organism: Anarrhichthys ocellatus (wolf-eel)
Lineage: Eukaryota; Metazoa; Chordata; Actinopteri; Perciformes; Anarhichadidae
Gene: cavin4b
Product: caveolae associated protein 4b
Exons: 2
Coding region: 340-1275 (311 amino acids)
Biological process (GO): regulation of gene expression
Cellular component (GO): cytoplasm; caveola
Source: RefSeq, a predicted model, not a curated record
UCCUUUUAGCCUCACCAGUCCCUCCCUCCCUCUCCCAGCAGGGUGGAGUCUCUCAGCUGGUCAGAGUGGUUUCAGGGUCAGUGGUAGAGGGCUGAUCCGGUCCUUCAGAGGAGGUUUCUAUUCCUCCUCACUCCUCACUCUCUUUCUAUCAGAUCCCUUAUGCCUCAACCCUCAUCCUCCUCUUUUCCGUGGCUUCCAUCUUCUUUCCUUCCUUCAAAAUAACAAAAUAAAGUUCUCUGUUCACGCCAGAGAUCGUCUCUCCUCUUCGUCCACCCUGCUCUUCCUCAUCCCUUCUUCCCUUUCUACAUUUUGGGUUCGCUGGGUUUCUGACCGUCGAGCAUGACAGACAAGCCGGGCAUGGCGAUGGGCGGCGGGGACGACGCGGGGAGCAUCAUGGCGCUGCUGGAGCGCGUGGCAGGCCUCAUGGACAGCGUCCAGACCACGCAGCAGCGCAUGGAGGAGCGCCAGCUGGAGCUGGAGACCACGGUGAAGACUAUCCAGACGGACGUCGUCAAGCUGACCGGCGACCACGCCAACACCAGCUCCACCGUCGACCGGCUGCUGGAGAAGACGCGCAAGGUCAGCCGCCACAUCAAGGACGUCCGGGUGCGCGUGGAGAACCAGAACAUCAGGGUGAAGAAGGUGGAGGCCACCCAGGGAGACCUCCUGGCCAAGAACAAGUUCAGGGUGGUCAUCUAUCAGGGUGACCAGGAGGUGAAGGCUGUCUCACCGGGCAACGAGCCAGCAGAACCCAGCGGCAGCUCCGGUGCCAGAGCCGAGGUGGAACCGGACAAGUUUGAGCUCCCUCCAGACUCGGAUGAAGAGUACAUGGUGGUGGAGGAGGCCGACUCCUCGGCCGGCGGCCGCAUGAAGAAGUCGGGGCUGACGCGCAUCGAGAGCUUCAAAGCCACCUUCUCCAAGGAGAACAUGAGCAAGACCCGCGACAACCUCGGCACCAAGGUCAACAAGUUCGGCGAGCGCAUCGUGACUGCCGAGAGGCGCGAGAAGAUCCGCCAGUCCGGCGAGAGGCUGAAGCAGUCGGGCGAGAGGCUGAAGGAAACCAUCAGCAAGAGCGUCCCGGCCAAGCUGAACCUGAAGAAGGAGAGGACCGUCGCAGAGGGCCAGGAAGGAGCCGAGGGCGCCGCCGAGGGAGCCGCACCCGUCCCGCCUCCCAAAGGACGCAAGGGCAGCCCCGCCGCUGCCAAGGCGGCCGACGACGAGGGCAAGGCGGACGAGUCCGAGGUGCCGAUGUACGACAUGAAGCAGCUAUCGUAAACCACCGGACAGCGAAGGAAGAUCUGGGCCAUUUUCUCUGGACCACUGAGACCACGAAGAGGGCGCAAAGAGAGGUUUUUAAAGGCUGCUGCUACCAAGCAGAGCGGCAGGUAGUGAAGGUGAACCUUGUGUUGAGGGAAGUGAGUCCAAUCUGACUGAACAUCAAGAGAACCAAACAGAGUCCUGAAACCAUGGCGGCUACUUCACAGUGUGUUCUGGACUUUUAUUAGCAAAUAGUCUUUCUUUUGUUUUAUGUUGAAUCAACACUGACUUUGGGAAAUAAAAGAACAAAAGUGUUCUUCUCCAGAUGAAACGUUCCCCUUCAUCGCGCCGCUGCUGUUCACAUGUGUUUGCAUGAUGGGGAGGUGGAAAUGUUGGGAGAUGAAACUGUAACGGGCUCGUGGUUUGUCUGGUUCUGUAAGAGGUUUGGAGGAGUAAUGAGAUGAAGAGUUCUGCACUCAGUGAAAUGAUUAAAGUUAAAAAGGUUAAAAACUCUGACUUGAAUAAAGUGGACUUAACAGAAGCCGUGUCUGCGUUCAAUUGUCCAGCGAACGUUGAGGAAACUUACGAGAUGUUGCAGAACAAAAAGAAGUGAGGAGCGUUUCCAUCAGCUGGUGAGGAGCGAAUGAACUAAACGUUAAUCUACCGUAAACGAACAGGUCGGCUCGACUAUCGAGAGGAAUGAGAGAAAAUAGUUUUAAUUGUGCAAACUUCAUAUCGGCCAUGUUUCAUCCGCCUCAACACCAAGAAGAGAAUAUUUAGGAGACGAUAACGGAGCUAAAUACCUAUACAUAUAAAUAAAUAUAUGGUACAAACACCUUUACAUGAUCAAUGCACUGGAGGUGCAGGGUCAGAGGUCUUUAUUAUUGAUUGAUUAAUAAACAUCAAUGAUUGAUUCAGAAUAUAAAGGUGUAGUGUAUGAAGUGUUAGUGUCAUACAUCACAGACUUGUAACAAAAAGAAAAAGAAAACGGAUGUUUUUGUUGAAGAAAACUCACUUUUUGUGUAAACAGAAGCACGAAGGCAUCAAACCUCCGACCCGAGAGAAGAAUUCAUAAAGUCUUCAGAAUUUACUGUUGAAUCGUUUAUUGUCAGGUAAUUUGCCCGUCUUUCAUUUUAAAGUUAUUUUAUUUGAAAUAAUAACAGUUUUGAAUAUGAAUAUGAUGUCAUCAAGCUGAACAUAAAGCAGGUUUCUUGUCUGUUUUUAGCGUGUUAGCAUGUUAGCGUGACUGCAUGACUGCAGUUUGUCACAGCUGUUACAUUACAGAGAAAAUAAAAGUCCUCUUGAGUCUGUUUUUAAUAAUUACAGUCAGAGAAUCUUUAACACCGACCUGUAAACACACGAUGAGCUUCAUCUUCAUAUUAAGAGAUUUAAAUGAAGGAAACUGAAGUUCUGAAUAUAAUAACUGUGUUUCUUCUUCUUGAGAGUCUGAUUGACUUUGGUUUUCUGGUUGGAUCUCUGUUCAUACAUCUCCUCUCAUGAGAUUCUUUUACAUAAACAUCAAUAAAGAAACAAGCUUCACUGCUCUGGUGAUUUAUUUUGAAGGAUUCAUCCCUUCAUUGUUAAAGUCUUUUACUUUUAAAUGUCUUAUCAUUUAAAUGUGACUCAAAGAGAUCAAAUGAGUAAACUCAUCUUCUGGUGAAGAUGAGUUUAUUGUUUAAGUAUACAAAUAUAAAAACAGACGUUACAUUAAGUUUGAUUCAUUUAUUUAUAAUUUAUGAACAAAUUCACCAAACAAACAUCUUCAUCCUCACGAACAGACGAGAGAAACAAACCUCUGAGAAAUAAAGCUACAAACAUCCGAGAGCUGAAAUCAAUAAACAGUGUUUCUAUCUUCUCACGGUUCAGUUGAACCUUAAACACAAAGACUGAACGCUUCAGUGUUCAUCAUCCCGUCGUCCAGAAAACUGUUUGAGCUUCUUUGUGUUUCAGCUGACAAACGUUAUUUUUGUUUUAUAUGUUUCUGUGUUUUUGUGUUAUUUAUUCGGUUCCGUGUGAAAGUAUUUAUAACAUAACGUGUG